CAGGUCGCGGCGACCACCAAGAAGACGCCCAACCCCCGCAUCCCGAACUACCCGAGCAUGUCGUCCCAGCUGCUGUGCCAAGUUCACAACAUCACCAUGCAUGUAAGUGCACACGGUUCAUCUUCAGGUUCAGGUGUAGGGGUUAGUUGCCGGAUGCAUUAGCCAUUUAACCCUGAAGAAUGCUUGAUUACUUGUCUUCCACACGCCGACAAGGACACCGAUGAGAUGUAUGCACAGAUGACUCUUCAACCAGCGAACUCUGUAUUUCUGUAAGUACUGUUUGCAAUGGAGCUUGGUGAAGAAAUUCAGAACAUGCUGAACUGAAUUUUUUCUAGAGUGUUAACUGAAAGUGUAAAACUGUCACCUGAAAGUGUAAAUCUGGCCAAAACAUCAGGACUCCACUGAGUUGUCACCAAUCCUCGUAUUCUAGUAUUAUUCAAAAUGUCAAGCAAAACUAUAUGCCUCCCUCAACAUUUGGUCAUCCCAUUGGUUCGAUAAAGUCAGAAAGCAUGCCUUCCAGUGCAGCCAAGCAUCAGCAGCUGCAUGCCCCUAAGAUGCAGAGAGGCGAUUCGGAAAGCUAUGAAGUUCAACCUGCCACUGAUUCAGUUUCUACGUCGGAGCUACAUGUUGCAGGAAGAGAGCCAAGAAACAUAGAUAAAUAUCCAAGUCAAAGCAUUUCAGAGCAAAAUGGCAAGGGCGAGCCAAGAGUCAAGCCUAGGAGAAGCAAGAAAGGCUCAUCUCGCAAAACUAUUUCAGAGAAUUCUGAACUUUCUUCGGCACCUUCACGGGUUAGCGAUGACUAGCAGAAUAUUUUAAUGGUGCUCUGUUCUGAUAGAUGAGGAGACGAUAAAGUAUACACGCACGCACGCAUCAAACAAGACGAAAUAUUUCAAGACUGAUCUCUGCUUUAAGAUGCACUGAUCGGUGUUGUUCAUGGAGCCCGAGGGUUCGCAGAGGGACGAGGUGUGGAAGAUCAAGCCUUACCCGCGGAAAGGCGACGAGUUCUGCCUCAGCCACAUCACGGAGCUGACGGUGAAGUCGAGCAAGGUGGCCGCCGAGUGCACCAGGUACCACGACGUGCCCGUGGUGAUCUUCUCGCUCACCGGUUACACGGGGAACCUCUUCCACGACUUCACCGACGUGAUCGUGCCGCUCUUCACCACGGCCAGCCAGUUCAACGGCGAGGUCCAGUUCCUCAUCACGGACAUGGCGCUCUGGUGGACCAUCAAGUACCACACCCUGCUCCAGAAGUUGUUCAAGUACCCCUUGAUCGACUUCAGCAAGGACGAUCAGGUGCACUGCUUCAAGCACGCCAUCAUCGGCACGCACGCCUACAUGGAGUUCACCAUCGAUGCCUCCAAGUCGCCGCACGGCGUCACCAUGGUCGAUUUCAACCGGUUCAUGCGCGCCGCCUACUCGCUGCCCAAGGAAACUGCGAUGGCGCUCGGGGAGAGCCCCAAGGUCAAGCCCAGGCUGCUCAUCAUCAAGAGGCACCGCACCAGGAUGUUCCUCAACCUGGAGGAGAUCAUCGCCAUGGCCGACGAGCUUUAUUAAUUCAGGUGCUAUUUGAAACGGCCUGGGUGUUGAUUAGUAAGUGAUAAAUGGAAGGGUCAUUUUGCAAAACCACCAACCUGCCUCCACUCUGUCCACUUGGCGUGCUGUGAUUCGCCGUGGACUAAAACUGCACAAGAGAAACAAGUUGUAGGAUCAAAUAGGAUCACUUUGCAAGUUUUGAAAUCAACCCAUCACAUUAUGUACAAGUUGUAGGAUCCCUGGUGCUAUUAAUCAUUCUUGACGGGUUA
This is a messenger RNA of Hordeum vulgare subsp. vulgare (domesticated barley), 1802 nucleotides long. Its product is annotated as alpha-1,3-arabinosyltransferase XAT3-like. The record is from RefSeq and is a predicted model, not a curated record. Gene Ontology annotation, molecular function: glycosyltransferase activity. Lineage: Eukaryota; Viridiplantae; Streptophyta; Magnoliopsida; Poales; Poaceae. The coding region runs from base 934 to 1554 and encodes 206 amino acids. The transcript has a single exon.